GCAGCCUUUCCGCCUUUUAAAACAGAUACGCGUCUCCAAGACAUAGACGGCUGGGAACCGCCCGCGCGCCCUGGGCACAAGCCGGACGCUGCCAAUAUCACCCUGUUUAACUCACGUAUAUACAAACAUAUAUAUCCACGCCCGGACUCGAAACACCCGUCGAACCCGACGCGAACCCGAGUCAUAGUCGCACAAACUCCAGCAUGAAUCCCGUCACGUCGGGACAGGAUCCUACCGUCCCUCUGGAGCCUUUUACCAACACCACCAGUGCCACGGGCGGCGAUUCGAGGUUAUACAAUCUCAAUGUCUUCUACAGCUCGGGCGAUAUCGCCUGGAUGAUCACAUCAACCGCCCUCGUGCUUCUCAUGAUCCCGGGCGUAGGCUUCUUCUACUCGGGCUUGGCGCGCAGAAAAUCUGCACUGUCGCUGCUAUGGCUGUCGGUCAUGGCCACGGCCGUUGUUUCCUUUCAAUGGUUCUUCUGGGGUUACUCGCUGGCCUUUUCACACAAGGCCGGCAAGUAUGUUGGCGCGCUCGAUAACUUUGGCCUCAUGAAUGUCCUGGGCGCCCCGUCGGUCGGAAGCCCGCGUAUCCCUGAUCUGCUCUUUUGCGUCUACCAGGGAAUGUUUGCCGCCAUUACUGUUGCACUUGCUGUUGGCGCCGUGGCCGAGCGAGGACGCAUCCUCCCGUGCAUCAUCUACAUGUUCAUCUGGACAACCAUCAUCUACGACCCUAUUGCAUGCUGGACAUGGAACCCCCAGGGCUGGGUCUUCAAGAUGGGCGGCCUCGACUUUGCUGGCGGAACCCCCGUGCAUAUUGCAUCUGGAUGCGCUGCCCUCGGCUACUCGUACAUGCUGGGAAAGCGAAGUGGCCACGGGACCCAGGAGCUCAAUUACCGCCCUCAUAACGUCACCCACAUUGUCAUCGGCACCGUGUUCCUCUGGGUUGGCUGGUUCGGCUUCAACGCCGGCUCAGCGCUGUCGGCUAACCUCCGCGCCGUCAUGGCGGCUGUGUGCACAAACCUUGCCGCUUGCGUCGGCGGCAUCACAUGGUGCCUUGUCGACUACCGCCUGGAGCGCAAAUGGUCCACGGUCGGCUUCUGCUCUGGAGUCAUUGCCGGACUCGUCGCAAUCACGCCUGGUUCCGGAUACGUGCCUGCCUGGGCCGCCGUCGUCUUUGGUGUCUGCGGAGGCAUUGCCUGCAACUACGCUACCAAGCUCAAGUACUUUCUCCGCUGCGACGACGCUCUUGACAUUUUUGCCGUCCACGGCGUCGGCGGCUUCAUUGGCAACAUUCUCACUGCCUUUUUCGCUGCUGACUACAUUGCCCAUCUCGAUGGCUACACCGUCAUCACAGGCGGCUGGCUCAACCAGCACUGGGUUCAGCUCGGCUACCAACUCGCCGAUUCGUUUAGUGGUGGUGCUUACUCUUUCUUCGGCACCUGCAUAAUUCUUGGCGCCCUGGAUUUCCUCGGCCGCUUCAUGCCUGCCCUGCGUCUGCGCGCCACCGAGGAGGAAGAAGCCGCCGGUAUCGACGAUGUUGAAAUUGGCGAGUUUGCCUACGACUACGUGGAGCUCACGCGCGAAAUCAAAAUCCCAGACGACGAUGACGAUGACGAAAUCAUUGACGAGAGCGUCUCGACUCACGGCCUCGAGGGCAACGGCGCUGGCAUGCCCAUUUCCAAUCACAAUCAGCAUGAGAAGAACCAUGGUUCCAUCGAUUCGUCUGGUCAGCUGGCAGAGUGGGCGCAUAGUCAUUAACAUGUGGCUUUUUUUUUCUCUUCUCAUGUCAUCUGACAUCUAAUACAUGCUAGUGUUUCUCUUUUUUUUGUUUAUAUACCAUUUUAUCUAUCUAUCCAUCUACCAUUUUAUCU
Messenger RNA from Exserohilum turcica Et28A, 1870 nucleotides. RefSeq lists its product as uncharacterized. The record is from RefSeq and is a predicted model, not a curated record. Gene Ontology annotation, molecular function: ammonium channel activity. The coding region runs from base 204 to 1757 and encodes 517 amino acids. The transcript is spliced from 6 exons. NCBI's taxonomy places the organism in Eukaryota, Fungi, Ascomycota, Dothideomycetes, Pleosporales, Pleosporaceae. Gene Ontology annotation, biological process: ammonium transmembrane transport. Gene Ontology annotation, cellular component: plasma membrane.